Messenger RNA from Colletotrichum truncatum, 1017 nucleotides. RefSeq names its product g-patch domain-containing protein. Gene Ontology annotation, cellular component: kinetochore. Lineage: Eukaryota; Fungi; Ascomycota; Sordariomycetes; Glomerellales; Glomerellaceae. Gene Ontology annotation, molecular function: nucleic acid binding. The record is from RefSeq and is a predicted model, not a curated record.
AUGGAUACCAAGCAAACAGCUUCGGAUGAGGAGGAUGACUACAUGAACAUGACCUUUGAUGAGGCACCAACCACAUCAUCACGGGGCACAGAAACAUCGCUCCAGCGCCGCCAGCGCUUGAAACGCGAGGGAGAAAUCAAAGGGCGCGUGAAGUCAAAGGCUGAGCUCGCAGCUGAGGAAGAGGUAGCGCGCGAAAAGGCGCUCGCUCGCUCCCUCCUUGAGGACGCGGCUGCCAAGAAAAACAAAGGUUUCGCCAUGAUGGCCAAGAUGGGAUUCAAAGGCGGUGCUCUAGGCGCUGGCGAUGGCUCUGCCAGGACAGAGCCUAUCGCGGUGGAGAUUAAGGAGGAUCGUGGAGGUAUUGGUAUGGAGAGCGAGAGAAAGCGUAAGAUGCGCGAGGCAGCGGAACGGAUCGAGGAGGAGGUCCGAGAAGGAAAGAGAGUCAAGAUGGACCCCCUCGAGUAUCGUGACCGGGUUCGACAGGAAAGGGAGGCUGCAAGGGUGCAGGGACAGGUGUUUGCGGCACAGAGGAUUGCGGAGAGUAUGGCUGAGGAGAAAGAACUGGGAAUUGGUGACGGACAGCUCGUGGAGGCCGAUGCAGAAGCGGAGAGAAUCAAGAGAGAGAAGCUUGCUGCGAGUGCUGCUUCAAGGCCCCUCAAGUCCAUCAAUAUCCUUUGGCGUGGUCUGGCCAGGCAUCGCGAGGAAAAGGAGAGGGAUCGAAGGAUGAGGCAUGAUUUGGAGCAGAGCCUUUCGCGGCUGCCGACAUAUGAGGAUGAUCAGGAAGAUGACGACGAUCGCACGGCAUUGGGGAAGAAACAGACAAUCUACGUCACCGCGGAAGAUCUUGACGAGGAAGACCCUGAGCUGGAUGAAUUCAACGAGCUGGGUGACGAUGAAAAGCUGCGACGAUUAAUAGAGUAUCUGAGGAAGGAGCACAAGUAUUGCUUCUGGUGUAAGUUUACAUAUCCAGAUGAUGAAAUGGAGGGGUGCCCUGGCUUGACGGAGGAAGAUCAUGACUAG